Messenger RNA from Klebsormidium nitens, 1317 nucleotides. NCBI's taxonomy places the organism in Eukaryota, Viridiplantae, Streptophyta, Klebsormidiophyceae, Klebsormidiales, Klebsormidiaceae. The record is from the annotation of a GenBank genome assembly.
AUGCGCAACACGGAUGUUCGGGUCGAGUCCGAUGGAAAUGAUGGGAUCGUCAGGUUGUGCUCCACCCUCGACGGGGCCCUCGUGGAGAUGUACAAGUUGGAUUCCUGGAAUAGACUGCGCCAGUAUGAUGCCACGAGGAGGCUCGAAACCGUUCUCACCGCAGAGCCGUCUUAUUGGGUACAGAAUAACGUGCAGGGAAGUCACGAAGACAACAGAGACAGGCACAUGGAGAGCAUGGGCAGGCGCCUUAGACGACCUGCGGAGACGAUUUUGGAUGUGUGUGACGGUCUGGUACGAGACGGCACGUUGUCUGAGGAUGUUUGCAAUCACGUUUCCUAUAUUGCUCAGAUGGCGUCGCAAAUGUUGAUGGGAAUCAGGACGUCCGGAGCAACUUUUGGUUCGACGAGAAUAUGCACGGAGAACGUUGCUUUCGACCUCACGGAGACGCUGAACCUUGCUAUAGACACCGUUUCCCAGAAAUUUCGGGGGAAGGUGAUCGACUUCCCAAAGAUGAUCGACGACACGAUACCGGUCACACUGGGAGGAGACGUUGGCGGGCUGAAGCAGUGCCUGUCGUACAUUCUGGAGACUCUCCUUGGGAUGGCAUCACAUUCGGACCGGGUGACGAUAAGUGCAAUCCGAACGAAUCGUCGCCCCCUCCACGAAGGGGCUCGGGACAGGUAUGUGUCAUGCUUAUGCAGCUUCCGAGUGGGGUCUGCCGACAAUGACGAGAUGGUGGAUGUGAACGAUGCCAAUGAGCCCAGCGACCUCAUUUAUGGCCACCUGGCCAUGCAGUUGGGGGGCCGCAUACUGAGGUCCAAAACUUACAGGGCCUUCGACCUGCUCCUCAAGUUCAGGAAGACCCUGAGCACUGAUGGCGCUAAGGUACCGACCGAGCAGAUUGCCCGAAAGUAUCUGGUGUACGAGGGCAAUGCUAUCCUGCUCAAGACAUUCGAGCACGUGCUGACCUCACGCGACGAUGUAGUGGACACCAUGAAGGAUCUGAACGAUCUCGUACAGCUCGCAUCGUCCGUGGACCUGCGCAAGGUCUAUGAGUGCUUUAUAGUGGACGACAACGAGGUGGGCAGCGCAAUGGUGGAGGCGGUGAGAGCCAUAGAGGCCACUUCGGGGACAGAGCGCCUGCCCGUCCUCCUCUCGGUGCCCCACUAUGGGAGCGGAGAGCAGCGAAGGGUGGGCAGAGGGGAUAUAGACGACUACGUCAUGAAACCCUGCUCAGGGGAGGCCAUCCUCAAGCGGAUACGGAGUCUUUCGAUAAACACUAACGCUCAAUUGGCCCCUUCAGGAAGGCAAAAUUGA